This is a messenger RNA of Merops nubicus (carmine bee-eater), 4974 nucleotides long. It is a transcript of the gene FOXO1, whose product is annotated as forkhead box O1. Gene Ontology annotation, biological process: insulin receptor signaling pathway; regulation of transcription by RNA polymerase II. The record is from RefSeq and is a predicted model, not a curated record. Gene Ontology annotation, molecular function: DNA-binding transcription factor activity, RNA polymerase II-specific; RNA polymerase II cis-regulatory region sequence-specific DNA binding. Lineage: Eukaryota; Metazoa; Chordata; Aves; Coraciiformes; Meropidae. Gene Ontology annotation, cellular component: nucleus.
AAUUCAAUCCGUCACAACCUGUCUCUGCACAGCAAAUUUAUCAGAGUGCAGAAUGAGGGAACAGGGAAGAGUUCCUGGUGGAUGCUCAAUCCUGAAGGAGGAAAGAGUGGCAAAUCUCCUAGGAGGCGAGCGGCGUCCAUGGAUAACAACAGCAAGUUUGCCAAAAGCAGAGGCAGAGCUGCCAAGAAAAAAGCAUCUCUUCAGUCAGGUCAAGAGGGGAACGGGGACAGCCCCGGGUCCCAGUUCUCCAAGUGGCCUGCGAGCCCCAGCUCUCACAGUAAUGAUGACUUUGAUAACUGGAGUACUUUUCGGCCUAGAACCAGCUCUAAUGCUAGUACCAUCAGUGGAAGACUUUCUCCCAUUUUGCCAGAGCAGGAUGAUCUCGGAGACGGGGAUGUGCACUCCAUGGUAUACCCAUCGUCGGCCACCAAGAUGACUUCUACUCUACCCAGCCUUUCAGAGAUGAGUAAUUCUGAGAACAUGGAAAAUCUUUUGGAUAACCUUAACCUCUUGUCACCUAAUACGUCAAUGACCGUGUCAACCCAGUCUUCAUCUGCUACCCUGAUGCAGCAAACACCAGGUUACUCAUUCGCAUCCUCGACCACGAGCAUAGGUUCACCCAACCCAGACUACAGGAAGUUUACGUAUGCUCAAGCAAGCAUGAACUCCUUGCCCCAGAUUCCUAUGCAGACUCUUCAAGACAGUAAACCAAGCUAUGGAUCCAUGAGCCAAUAUAAUUGUCCUGCAGGACUUCUGAAGGAGUUACUGACUUCCGAUUCUCCGCCCCACAACGAUAUCUUGGCCUCGGUGGACAGUGGUGUUUCCCAGGCCGGGGGCAGGGCGCUGGGCCAGAGCGUGCUGAUGGUCGCCAACUCGGUGAUGCCGACGUACGGCAGCCAACCGCCCCACAGCAAAAUGAUGAACCCCAACGCCCGCCCUCACCAAGGACAUAACCAGCCCACGCCCGCGGUCAACGGCCGUGCCUUGCCCCACAGCGUGAACACCAUGUCCCACACGUCGGGCCUGAGCCGCCUGGCGACGGUGAAGACUUCGUUACAAGUGCCUAUGGGUCACCCCAUGCAGAUGGGCGCCAUGAACCCCUACGCCCCCGCCAGCAGCUGCAACGGCUACGGCAGGGGGGGGAGAAUCGUUUCCCUCCACCAGGAGAAGCUGCCCAGUGACUUAGAUGACAUGUUAAUCGAACGGUUGGACUGUGACAUGGAGUCGAUUAUCCGUAAUGACCUCAUGGAUGGAGAAACGUUAGAUUUUAACUUUGACAGUGUAUUGCCUAACCAAAGUUUUCAGCAUAGCGUAAAGACAACCACACACAGUUGGGUGUCAGGCUAGGAUAUAGGUGGAGGCUUACACUUAAAUUCUCCAGACUUGUCUGACAGCAGGAACUGAGAAAAGCAGUACAAAGAUGUCCUUCAUCUUCCUUUUUAAUUUUCUUGACAAAGCUGUGCACAUGCACCACCAGCUUUUUUUUGUUUUUGUUUUUUUUUGGGUCUUUUUUUCUUCCUUUCGUCAGAAUUGGCAGCAGACAGAGUAUUUUCCUGUACAGGAUGUUUGCCCAAGGUUUGCAGGUUAUGUGCUGCUGUAGAUAAGAACUGUGCCAUUGGAAAUUUCAUUACUCUGAAGUGCCAAAUUCACUACACCAUAUAAUCACAGCAAAGACUCUUACUGACAUCACGUUGUGCUUUCGGUUUUGUACAGUAUGACCUGUAGACGAAUUGUUUUUUAAGACUAUCUGUUUUGGUCCAAGAAAGUUUAUAAACUUUUGUAAGAAUACUGUGAUGAUCUCAUGCCCUAAGUAAGUUUAACCUUCGUUGAUGUUACCUGUGUUUUGAUGAAUUGAGAUAACUGUGGACUUUCCUCGCAGCAGUACGAACUGCAUUCUUUUACUCAAAACUGCAACACAUUUCAUAUGGGAACAGAAUAGCCUGUUAAAUAUGAUCCUACUAAACUCACUGACUAUUCAAAGCAAACAGUAGGUUAAAUGCCAUUUGAUAAGUUACCUGUAUUCAUGUAAAUUUAUGCAAGAAUAUAUCUGGAUUUCAUUGUCAGACUAAUGACUUUAUUGUUGGACUUAAGAUAAUUUUUUGGAAUACUUUCCAAGCUAUUUUUCUUAUCAUUAAAGUCUACUUUUGUUACAUAGGCAACUUAAAAAAAAAAAUAAAAAUCUGAGAUCUGGCAGCAUUCAUAACCUCUUCAUUUUGUACAGUAUUUUAACUGGAUUAAGUACAGUUUUUUUUAUAAAUUACCCUAGCACUUGGGAGUGCUAAUAAAGGAAAAGCUUAAUAAGGAUCUUGUAUACAAAACAUUUCUGUCCCUUUUUUUUUUGUUGUGUGAUGUAUAAAUAUAGACAAUUUUAUGUUUAGGAAAUAUUUAAUCAGUUUUAUAUAUGCAUUUUUAGUAAUGUCAUCUGCUUCUACUAUCAUUUUAACUCUGACUACCACAAAGUGUUAAGUAUUCAUUGUUAGAUGCUUGUACAAUGCUUCACAUUUAUAUUUAUUUCAUGGAGGUCUCAUAAUGUUUGUGCACUCAAGAGCAGGGCCUUUGGAGAAAAAUCAUAAUUUUAGUAAAAUUAAGGACAAAAUUGUCAUUUGUCUUAAUUAGCACGAGUUUUAGGGUUUGUCAGUGUUUCUGUUGCAAUGCAGUACGUUUGAAGAGGCAAAAGUGUUAACUUUUGAGUGGAAGGCUAGAAUUUGUGUAGCACCCUAUUGCAGGACAAAGUAUUUUGGUUUUUUUUUCAAAUAAGAAAGGUAAAGUAAGUGGCAAAGUUAUACAAACACAUGAGCUUUAGGGUAGAGGAGAGCAUUAAUGACAGAGGCCUCGUUCCUGUGGAAGAACUUGCUCUUGUUGGAGUAGGCACACUGACAGCUCCCUGAGAGAUUUCAGGAUUGGGUCCUGGAUAAAUGGUUUGUGAUUUGUUGUGAUCACAGGGUGCAGUUUUCAGGGGUGUGUGGAUAACAGGCCCCACCUGUCUUCUCACUGCUUGCUACACAUCCUCUGUGUUACCGAAAGCCUUGGAGCUUUUUUAUGGACUGACAGGAUGAACAGCUUUAGUGGCAGGGCUGGCUGUUGUGAAGAAGGGGAGAAAUAAAUAUCUUUCCACUGAUUUUUCUUUUGUCUUUGUAACCCACAACUGGAAAAUCUUCUGAUUGAAACACAUCUUCCCUGUAGUGAUGGUGUAUGCUGGCGAAAGAAACGGGAUGUGCCAAGAAAAUCCAGUUCAGUAACAAGCCAUACAUUUAAUGAUCCUGUAAUGACUUUCCUAAGGCUCUGCAAUGUAUUUAUUGAUGUGCCAACGUUUAGCUCCCUGUUGGGCUUAAAUCACUACUAAUUACAGCUGGUCCUACUUUUUUAGAGAUCCUAUUACAGUUGUCAGCAGUUCCAGAGACUGAUGUUAAGCUGCCCUGCGAUACAGGAUCUCCCCCCAGCAUGAAAUCAGUCUUUGAACUUCCGUUGAGCAAAAUGAAAUGUUCUGAGUGCUGAAGCCUCAGUGAAGCCACCUGCUCUUACAGACAAAUAUCUCUAGUAGCAUCUUCACCGUCAGAUUCACAGCCUCUGAAACGUGGUGGUAAAUCCUGGCAGGAAGAGCAAGCAGAGGGCUCACGUGGCUUUCUGAGGAUCCUCCUUUCUGCUGCCUGUGCAGAAAUGUUUGCUUCCAGAUGGGCACUGUUGUGCACAGGCCCAAGUAGUGGUAAAGUUCACCUCUGCGUGCAGAGGAAGCAGAACUUGAUGCAAUACUCCACAGGGUUGCAGCUGAACAUGCUACACUUAACAAUAUACCUCCUGUUUAUUAUUUACUGCUACUGUAUAACUUCCUGUAUACAGAGAUUUCCUUCAUUCCCUUUUAUAACUAUGAAUAACAUAAAUGUAGCCGUUCCUUAAUUACAGCAGCCUGUUGGAAGCCCCUCUUUAAUUAUUGUGAGAAAGCAGUUGUAGAUAAUCAGAGGUUUGGGCUGUAUGUGGUUUCCUCCUUUUUUUUUUUGUGGUGCCAUUCUAACAUUUUACAAUUGUAAUUCUGGAAUACUGUGAAGUCUGGUGAAAGGACGUGUUGUCUGCCUUGAAAACAAACAUUAUGUGACCUCUAGUAAUAAAUCCUUUUCAAGUAAAAGUACCAAGUUUCUGGAGUAACUUAGUUUGUCAGAAUUGUUGUAAAUGAUUGGUUUGUGACUUGUGCAGAUGAUCUUACCUAUGCAGCCUUGUUUUUUGACUUUUCUCUGGUUUGUACUGUUAUUAAAAGUUUAUUGUAUUAUAGAGCUGUUCAGAUAUUUUAAAUAUAAAGAUGUAUUGUUUCCAUAAUAUAGCUAUAUGAUAUAUGUUUAGGUAAUAGAUGCAUUAAUUGGAAAGCUCUGCUUUGAUAAACUGACAGUUUGCCUACACGUAUAAGCAAAAGUCACAUUGCUUAUUAUUGGCUUGAAGUCAACAGAGCAUCCCUAAGAAGAGAAGUUAAAAUUGGACCAAUUAUAAAACAGUAUAAAAUUUGCACUUGUUAAACCACUGGAUGUAUGUUAGUACUUUUUUUAUUUUUUUACUGAUUUGAAAUUCCUAUUUUCAUGAUGAAAUUGCUAGGAUCCUUAAUUUAUGACUGAUUUUAAGUAAGGUGUUCUCAUUUAUUAUUAUUAUUCUUAUUAUUAUUUUGGUAAUCAUAAUGUAAAAUACAGCAUGGUUUAUGUGAGCAAAAAGCAAAUUACUUGGCAUUAAAACUGGCCUUCUUUUGGAGGGCGUUCCACAAACCAGCAAUAUCGUGAAGAGAUUGGCAUGUACAUACUGCUAGUUCUGCUUGGGAGUGGUGUGACAGCUCUUCAACGCCUCACUGCUCUGAAUUAGUCACAUUGCAGAAUUAAAAUUCAGACGUGGAUAUUUUCAGAAAAAAGAAAAAAAAGUGCCUGAUGUACUUCUACAGACACACGAGAACAAUCCCUGACAGUUUGUUGUAUAAAGCCAUAAAUGUACAUAAAUUAUGUU